GGGGUCAGGAAUCGUGUUGGACACACACAGCACACAUUAAGCUUACUGAGUCCUGUUUCUGUACAUUGUUUGUGUAUAACGUGAGAUUUUAGUUGCAAGUGAGAGAAUUAAAAACAGAAUAAAACGUUAACAUGCCGUCGACGGCCGACGAUGACCCUUACGCGUACGCAGCGAAAGGGGCAUUAAAAUUAAAAAAUGAUCAAGGCAUAUGUAAGAAGAAGAAAAAUAAAGAAGGUAAAAAGAAGAAAUUGGUGGAAAUGACGAAAAUUGUAGAGGAAGAGAAACCUAAGACCACAGAAAUCAAGCGUACGAAAGCUGAGAUAGCUUUUCAGAAGAUGCAAGAAAAAAUGCAAACUGAAAGGAUAAAACAAAAGGCUUCGAUGACACAUAAACAGAGGGUAGAAGAGUUCAAUCGACAUUUGGACAGCUUGACGGAACACUUCGACAUACCUAAAGUCAGCUGGACAAAAUAAUUUUCUCUUAUCUCACAGUUUAUUCGUAGAUAUUUAAUUCAGGUAUAAAUUUAAAAUUGUACUUUAUUUCAAACAUGUUUACAAAAACAAUAGUAAAUAUCAAAUAUUGUAAAAAGUAGAAAUUAAAAUGGACGCAAUUUUAAAACUUAUCCUUAAACAUUUGAUUACAAUAAAAAUGAGAUUUCAUAUUGUAAAAACACAUUUGUUCGUUAUAAUGUGAUAAAGGCACUUAGUAGUUUUAUCAUACACUUUUGUUUCGAUAUAUAGUAGAAAUCUAUAAUAUAAAAUCGACAUAAAUGCAUUACGUAUUUACGAUGUGUUAGUUGUUGUACGAAUCUAAUAAACUUUAUGUACACUAAAUGGACGGACUUAAUUGUGUCAGAUCGAAAGUAUUGCUAAACUGUAUAUCUAGUUAAUUCUAAUAAAAUUCUUAAAUGAUUAUUGCGAUAAAA
Messenger RNA from Ceratina calcarata, 925 nucleotides. RefSeq names its product protein FAM32A. The coding region runs from base 132 to 473 and encodes 113 amino acids. Gene Ontology annotation, cellular component: nucleolus. The record is from RefSeq and is a predicted model, not a curated record. The transcript has 3 exons. NCBI's taxonomy places the organism in Eukaryota, Metazoa, Arthropoda, Insecta, Hymenoptera, Apidae.